Molecule: messenger RNA, 2304 nt
Organism: Lacerta agilis (Sand lizard)
Lineage: Eukaryota; Metazoa; Chordata; Lepidosauria; Squamata; Lacertidae
Gene: ONECUT2
Product: one cut homeobox 2
Exons: 2
Coding region: 676-2193 (505 amino acids)
Biological process (GO): regulation of transcription by RNA polymerase II
Cellular component (GO): nucleus
Molecular function (GO): RNA polymerase II cis-regulatory region sequence-specific DNA binding; DNA-binding transcription factor activity, RNA polymerase II-specific
Source: RefSeq, a predicted model, not a curated record
CAGGCAAGCUUGAAGCCUCCCGGCGCGUCGCUCCUCCUCCUCGCCUCUGCCAUUGGCCGGGCUCCCGCAGACCUUGAGCCGGCUGGCUCGACGAGGCGUCCUGAGUGGGCGAUCGCCUCGUCCAUCCGUCCGCAGAGCCCGCCUUUUCCCCGGGGCUGGGCUAGGUUGAUGGGAGGCGAGCCUCGAUCGCAACUCUGGACAGCUCCAGCUACCCAAACAGACGACGUAAGAGCAGGAAAGGGCUCGGACAUGGCGAGGCGGCUGCAGCGGCGCUGGCCAGGCUGACGGAGAGGCUGGUGGCUGCCCUCCCUUCUCUCUCUCUCUCUCUCUUUCUCUCCCCCCACCCCCCUUCUUUCUCUCUCGGCUCCCCUCCCGCCCCCCACACGCACUCACCACACAAUUCACACACGCACACAACUGAGAGGCCUUAUAUCGACACCCCCCCCCCGUCCAAAAAAGAAAAGAAAGAAAACCCCAACACAGCAGGAGCGCCAACAGCAGCAGCAGCAUCCAGCAUCCUCCUCUGGCAAAGCGCCGCGGCUGGAGCUUUUGACCCCCCACUUCCUCCCCUUCCCCAGAGCCGAGCGACCCCCGGAGCUCCGUCUGCCUGCCUUUCCCCUCUGCACACAGCCCCGCGAAGCCCCCUGGUGCCGACCACCCCUCUCCAUGGACUGAAUGAAGACUGCGUGCACCUCCUAUCGAUGCCUAACCAAAGAGCUGGACAGCUGCGCCAUGAACCCGGAGAUGACAAUGGAGACGCUGGGCCCCUUGCACGGGCCCUCGAGCCAUGAGCAGGAGCUGAUGGGCAGCCCCAGCCCCCACCACCACCCCAGCAGCCGGAGCGCCGGAUCGCUCCGGGUCCACCCGCCGCCGCCUCCGCCGCCGCCGCCUCCAGGGCCUCCGCCGCCGCCUUCCCACCAGGACUUGGCGUCCGCCUCGUCGCGUUCAGCCAUGGUGACCAGCAUGGCCUCGUUGCUGGACGGCGCGGGGGACUACCGCGCGGAGCUGUCCAUCCCGUUGCACCACGCCAUGAGCAUGCCGUGCGACUCGUCUCCUCCGGGCAUGAGCAUGACCAGCACCUACACCACGCUGACGCCGCUGCAGCCCUUGCCACCCAUCUCCACCGUGUCGGAUAAGUUCCACCACCCGCACGCGCACCACCACCCGCACCACCACCACCACCACCCGCACCACCACCCGCACGCGCACCACCACCACCACCAGCGCCUGUCGGGCAACGUGAGCGGCAGCUUCACCCUCAUGCGCGACGAGAGGGGCCUCCCGGCGAUGAACAACCUCUACAGCCCUUACAAGGAGAUGCCCGGCAUGGGCCAGAGCUUGUCCCCCUUGGGCGGCAGCCCUCUGGGCAACGGGCUGGGCUCCAUCCACAACACCCAGCAGGGCCUGCAGAGCUACGGCCCCGCGGGUCACGAGAAGAUGCUGAGCCCCAACUUCGACGCGCACACUGCCAUGCUGGCCCGCGGGGAGCAGCACCUGUCGCGGGGCCUGGGCACCCCUCCGGCGCCUAUGAUGUCUCACCUCAACGGGAUGCACCACCCCAGCCAUCCCGGAGGCCACCCUCAGUCUCACGGGCCGGUCUUGGCCUCCGGCAGGGAGAGGCCCCCGUCUUCUUCCUCGGGAACCCAGGUCAACAACUCCGGGCAGCUGGAAGAGAUCAACACCAAAGAAGUGGCGCAGAGAAUCACGGCCGAGCUGAAGCGCUACAGCAUCCCUCAGGCCAUUUUCGCCCAGAGGGUGCUGUGCCGUUCUCAGGGGACCCUUUCAGACCUUCUAAGGAACCCUAAACCUUGGAGUAAACUGAAAUCGGGCAGGGAGACCUUCAGGAGAAUGUGGAAAUGGCUGCAGGAACCCGAGUUCCAGAGGAUGUCAGCCUUAAGACUUGCUGCAUGCAAACGCAAAGAACAAGAACCAAACAAAGAUAGGAACAACUCCCAGAAGAAAUCUCGUCUGGUUUUCACCGAUCUCCAACGCAGAACACUUUUUGCCAUCUUCAAAGAGAACAAACGCCCAUCCAAAGAAAUGCAGAUCACCAUCUCUCAACAGCUGGGCUUGGAACUUACCACUGUCAGUAACUUCUUCAUGAAUGCUAGGAGGCGGAGCCUCGAGAAAUGGCAGGAUGAUUUGAGCACCGGGGGGCCCUCCUCAACCUCCACCACUUGUACCAAAGCAUGAUCGAAAAUCAGAAUCUAAAUUGGGCACAACUCAACUAAUAUAUAUGAAAAGGAAUGGAUUCUUACUGGGGCCCUUCACUGGUGAUUUGAAAGCACAGUCCUCUUAAAACAG